Messenger RNA from Vitrella brassicaformis, 968 nucleotides. Lineage: Eukaryota; Vitrellaceae. The record is from the annotation of a GenBank genome assembly.
AAUGUGUUAUGGAGUGCAAUUUAUACGUCAGAGGAUGCAUCAACCGAGAAACACCUUCACGUGACGCGCACAAUACACCAGCCCUUCUCUGUCAUAGGUAGCCGCCUCCGCUCGGUCCUGCUCGAUCUAGUGGUGGACCAAUACGAUCCAAGGAAUCAAUCAGUCAAUCAACACUUGUGGGUCACCGAAAAACACACCGAUACGGCCAAGACAGUGGCGUUUAUCCACAUCACCUCCACGCACACCAUACAGCAUGGAGUGACGACAGCCCUCUUCAUGCCGUCAGUCAGAAGCAGCAGUCACAGUCGAAUGGACACAGGGGCGUCCCGCCACCCUGACCUGACAUGACACAUGCAUCCAUCGGCCACACAACAUCUGUCGGCCUGCCUGCCUGCCUGUCUGCACGCCUCUCUGGUGGUGCACAUCACACACGCGUACCUAUCCUCAGCUCUUCCUCGGUGUAGAUGGGCCAGCCCUCCUCGGUGUACCUCCGCGGCCUGUUCGCCAGGCUCAGGUCCUCGUCGAUGGAUGACGGCUGCUUCGGCCGACGGCCCCUCCUGGCCACCGAACUAUCCCCUCUCACUUUGUUGCCGCCGCUGGUGGUGGCUGUUUUCGCCUGCUGGGUGGGCUCGGACUUGUGUUUCCUCUUCAGGCGGCUGAAGAGAGCGUCGAUUUGUCGACCAUCUGUGGCUGCUGCUGACGAUGGCGAGGGGCCGAGGGAUGAGGGGGCGGCCUCAGCAGCAGCUGAUGAUGGGAGAGGGGCAUCUGGGCUCUUGGCUCGUUGCCGCUUCUUGGUCGGAUUGGCCUUGGUUGUUGGUUGCGGUUUCCUUGUCGUCAGCGGUGUGGUGGUGAUCUUUCUGUCCUUCUUCUUGCUGAUCUCUUCUCUCUUGACCAUUGUCCCUCUCGCCUCUUUACUCUUCUCGUGUGCAGCCUUGGCUGCCUUGCCCUUCAUUUCCUCCGUAUGUUGC